Molecule: messenger RNA, 3750 nt
Organism: Plasmodium knowlesi strain H
Lineage: Eukaryota; Apicomplexa; Aconoidasida; Haemosporida; Plasmodiidae
Product: transcription elongation factor SPT5, putative
Exons: 1
Coding region: 1-3750 (1249 amino acids)
Biological process (GO): translation; transcription elongation by RNA polymerase II; regulation of DNA-templated transcription elongation
Cellular component (GO): DSIF complex; ribosome
Molecular function (GO): mRNA binding; structural constituent of ribosome
Source: RefSeq, a predicted model, not a curated record
AUGAGCGAGUCAAGUGUGGAGGGAAACGAACUGUUCGACGGUGACGAUGAGGAGGUGAAGGAAGGAGAAAGCUCCCCCGAGGAAGGGGAGAAAACUGCAGCGGGUGCUGAUAAUGCUACUGAUGAUGAGGUUAACGACCCCGACAAAGGAGAAGUACGCAGAAAGAGGAAGAAGGAUGAUAAACACACAUCUCCAUACGUGGAUAACGAAGCGGAGGAUGACGAUGACGAAGACGAAGACGGGUAUGAUGAUGAUGAUGAUGACGACGCGAAGUACAGAGAAAGAAAGGCUAGUAGCACCACCAAGGGGGGGAGUAGUGGGCUCAAAAAAAGGAAGCUCUCGAAGAAGAGGUACCUGUCGACCUUCCUGGACACAGAGGCGCAAGUGGGAGACGAUGAGGAGGAGGAGUACGCCAGUUCCUACGUAGAUGAAUUCGAAGAAGCAAAAAAAUUGGAAAAGAAAAAAAUGUAUGAAAUGAAGUUGAAAAGUGGAACGAACCAUUUAGCGCAAACCAUCAACAAGUUAUCGCAACGGUACGAAAAUGAAAAGGAUAUAAAAGAUACCCUUACGGAUGGGGAAACACUAACAGAUGAGGAUAUGUCAGGAGAUGAGGACGAGUACUUCGAUGAAGGAGAAUGCUUGACAACGUUUGAUAGCCCCAAAAUGUGGCUAAUCAAAUUGUUCAAGAAUGGAGUGGAGAGAAAUAUAGCUAUGGGAAUUUAUUACAAGUACAUGAAGUUAAAAGACAAUGACUUCAACAUUAAGGGAGUCUACGUUUCAGACAAUCUGAAAGGAUAUAUAUAUGUCGAGGCGGAUAGUUUGUACAUGUUAAAAAGGUUUCUUUUGGGGUUCAAGUUUAUUAACCUAAAUGAGAUGACCAUUGUACCAGUGCAAGAAUUAACUUCCAUUUUUUCUAUGUGCCACUCCAAAGUUAUUAUACCAAAGGUGAAUGAAUACGUUCGUAUUAAGAGGGGAGUUUAUAUGAAUGAUAUAGGGCAAAUAUUUGAGGUACACGAAAAGGGUAUUUAUGCCAUUGUUAGGCUAAUCCCAAGAAUCGAAUAUGAUAAAUACAACCAUUCUAAAAAGGGUAAUAACACCCACCUAAGUUUGACUAAUCCGAGCAUGAGUAAAGGAGCCUCAUCCAUGUUCGAUGGACAGAGCGGGAAGAAUGAAUCCUACUACCAAGGGGAUAAUAAGCUAGAGUUGAAUAAUCAUGGUAGCAGGGCUAUCAUCCCCGCGGGGGGGAUGGUGGGAGGGGAUACGAGAAACGCUGGAAUGAUAAAUGGACAGUUGGAAAUGUUAGACGAAGCGCUACAAAUUAAGAGGAAGAAAAAAAAAGAAAGACCAUUAAAAAAAUUAUUCGAUCGAGAAGAAAUAGAACAAAUAGGAGGAGUCAUUGAACAUGGACCUUACCCAAGAACGAUAAAAUAUCAAAAUAAUAUUUUUGAAGAAAAUGGCUACCUACUAAAAAAAAUGAACAUAAAAUAUCUUAUAUCCGAAAAUGCAAAUAUUACCUUAACGGAAAUACGAGACUUCAAUAAAAAUAACAGCAAUGAGGAGGAUAUCAAUCUCCAUGUUAGCAAAUCCUUUAUUAAUAAGAAUUCUCUACACCUGUUUAAGAAGGGAGAGAGAGUGAAAAUUAUGAAGGGAGAAUUGUAUAACCUUAUAGGGACCAUAACAAAUGUGAGUGAUAAUGUGUUAACCAUCAAUCCAGACAAUUUAGCGAAGAACUUUAAAUUCCUUCCAAGUGAUGUAACCAAAUAUUUCCUUGAGGGAGAUAACGUAACAGUUAUCAAUGGAAUUCAUAAGGGUAAGAGUGGACUGAUUUCAUUGCUCGAUUAUAAAGAAAAUGUUGCUCUUAUUUUUUCUCCUUCUUUGAAUACCGAAUUUCGUUCUUCCAUUCAAGAUCUCUCUGCCUGUGAGCAUAGCAGCAGUGAAGGGCUCGGUGGAAUUAAUUCCCUUAACGGGUUCUCCAUCGGUGAUCUCAUAGAAUUGAGUGACAGACAAAUUGGUAUAUUAACAUACAUCGAUAAGAACAAACAUAUUCGGGUGCUAACAAGCCAUAAUACAACUUUGCACACCACAAUUGGAACCAUCACGUCUAAACGAUCUGCCAUUGGCCAAGUGUGCAAAGACGAAAAUGGAAAUAUCAUCCAGGCUAAAGAUAUCAUACAAGUCGUGCGAGGGAUUCACAAGAAUAAAGUUGCCGUGGUGAAUUAUAUCUGGAAGAAUAAAGUGUUCGCCAAGAUUAACAAGAAGAUUGAGGAUAACGGCUUUGUCGUCAUGGACAGCCAUAACUGCAUACUCACUGGAAACCCGAAUGAAAAGAAAAGAAUUGUUACACAUAAUAAUCUGUUCAGAGCAAACACCAGUAUAAUUCCCAGAAGGAAUAAUACCUACCAAUCCUUCAUUGGAAAAACCGUGAAAAUUUUAAGUGGGGUUUAUAAGGGCCUCCUUGGGGAUGUAAUAGAUGCCGAACGGGACGAGUUUACACUCCUCUUGAAGAUCAAGCCUAAGACCAUAAGGCAGAAAAAAAACGAAUGCGCCAUUGCCGACUCGUUCAAGGAUCAUUACACCAUCACGGAUGAUAGAUAUUACAAGGGAUCAGGAGGGGCAUCAGGGGGAGAGGUCCUGGACAACUCCUCGAGGUGGAGAAACAUUAGUGACAGAAGCCCCAGGUACGAUCGGGUCGGGUACGACAGAAUCGGAUACGAGUCCUCGCUCUACGGUGAAAGCGCAAGGAAGAGUGCUGACUGGCACAGGGGUUCUCACAGUGGAAACUACGAUGAGGAGCGAUGGAGGGGAAGUCACCGCCCACCUGAGGGACACACCCCCGAUCACAACCCAGACAGGAGUGCCGCAAAAGGUGCAAAUGGUUCAAAUGACAUAAACGCUUCUUCCCAUGCUGCACCGUGGAACCAAUCGAACGGGUGGAAAGGAACGAAUAGCAGCCAUCAGCACCCGCCCCCUCCAAUAUCGUAUGACCAGAAAAACUUCAACGGAAACUGGUCCAAGACUUCACACGAAAAUCAUUCAAACAGUAACAACACCAGUUAUAACUACCAUCACGAUGGCAGAGCAAGUCAUCCGACUCAUUUUAACGAACCACAUAGCAGGGGAGAAGGAAUGAAUGAAGGUAGCAUAAAAAAUGCCACCAGAAAGAACAACAUGGCAGAAGAAUUUAUGAAUGGGCAGUACGAAACAGGACCCGGCUCCCACAAUUUGAAUACCGACCAAAGAUAUAACGAUAGUCUGAGAAGAGGCGGUAAAAACAACACCUCCUCCAAGGGGCUAGGAAAAUGGGAUGAUGUCCAAAGCACUGGUGGCAUAAAUGGAGGGGUGAGCAAUACUGGCUUCACCAGUGCAUCUAAUUUCUUGGAGAUGCACCGAGACAAGAACAAUGAAGACAAGGCGUCUCCACUUUGGCUAGUCGAAGGAAUUAUGAUAAAGGUGAUAACACCGGGACCCUUUUACAACGAAAUUGGGAGAGUCACAGAGGUGAUGAAGAAGAGCUUGUACACCAUACUAAAAAUAGCAACCGAAAAAACGUCCUUUAGCAUCGUAUCCGACGCUGUGAUUCCUUUGAAUCCAAACAAAAUAAAUGAAGAAGUUCUUGUCGUGGAUGAGGGAAAGGUCGUCGAGGGUAUUGUUGUAGACAUACAGAAUGAUGAUAUCCAGGUGAAUACCGCGCAGGGCAUAUUUACUUACAAUGUGAAAAAUAUUUUUUUGUUUAAGAAGCAGUUUCCAUGA